CCUUGUAUCCAUCAUCUUCAACCUCUUGAAUUUUCAGAUCAAAAUCGUAGUAACUCUACAGUCUCUACUGUAAUUUUCUUCAAUGGCGACUUCAAGCUCUCUCAAGGCCAGUUCCUCUCUGCAUCUCUCCAAUCUAAUCAAGUCUGUCUCACCUUCUCAAACCCAAAGGUUGUUGGGUUUCAAUCUCUCGCACUCAUUCCCGAUCAUCAAGUCCACACCAACCCACCAUGGCUUCUCAAACUCGAAGAGCUUUUCCACUGUAGCUUUCUUCGGCCAGAAGCAGAAGACUGCAGAGCCCUCUUCAAGACCCACAAAAUUUCAAGAGCUAAAUGUGUACGAGAUCAAUGAGCGGGACAGAGGUAGCCCUGCGUACUUGAGAUUGAGCAAGAAAGAAGUCAACUCACUGGGAGACCUAGUCCCAUUCAGCAACAAGAUCUACUCGGGCGAUUUGGAAAAGAGGCUGGGAAUCACAUCAGGGCUAUGUGUGCUAAUCCAAAACGUGCCGGAGAAGAAAGGUGACCGGUACGAGGCAAUCUACAGCUUCUAUUUCGGGGACUAUGGUCAUAUUUCAGUACAAGGGGCCUAUUUGACAUAUGAGGACACCUACUUGGCUGUUACUGGUGGAUCUGGGAUCUUUGAAGGUGUGUACGGACAGGUGAAGCUGAAGCAGAUUGUGUUCCCUUUCAAGCUGUUUUACACGUUUUAUUUGAAGGGUAUUGCUGAUUUGCCGGCUGAGCUUACCGGGAAGCCGGUAGCUCCGUCUCCUACCGUCGAGCCUUCUCCGGCUGCCAAGGCCACAGAGCCUCAAGCAACUGUGAAGAACUACACCAACUGAGAGUUUUAAUGUGGAACAUCAAAAUUUAAAUUUUUUGUGUUGUAUUUUUCAUGUAGCACUAGAUUUUGGGUCUCUUUUAUCGUUUGUAUUUUUGUUCCUGUAUGAGAAACUUCAAGCCCCCUGCAUGUUUAGAUUACAGUUUCUGAUAUUGUAUCGAAGAGCCGAAGCUAAUAACACUCCUAGGUUAAGAUCGA
This is a messenger RNA of Argentina anserina (silverweed cinquefoil), 1029 nucleotides long. RefSeq names its product allene oxide cyclase, chloroplastic-like. The transcript has 2 exons. Gene Ontology annotation, molecular function: allene-oxide cyclase activity. Gene Ontology annotation, biological process: jasmonic acid biosynthetic process. NCBI's taxonomy places the organism in Eukaryota, Viridiplantae, Streptophyta, Magnoliopsida, Rosales, Rosaceae. Bases 83 to 835 code for a protein of 250 amino acids. The record is from RefSeq and is a predicted model, not a curated record.